Alternaria alternata is the source of this 1091-nucleotide messenger RNA. RefSeq lists its product as hypothetical. Bases 399 to 914 code for a protein of 171 amino acids. Lineage: Eukaryota; Fungi; Ascomycota; Dothideomycetes; Pleosporales; Pleosporaceae. The record is from RefSeq and is a predicted model, not a curated record. The transcript has 5 exons.
ACGGAGACUGGCCGGCGCGCUUGGACCAUGAUAGUCACAUGACUAUCGUCAUAACGCCCGUGCAAUCGCACUACUUUCUAAUUGCCAAUGUAAGAGAAAAAGAGAUGAGUGAAUGCAAUAUCGUCGCCAUCUGGGAUCUGGCCUCGUCGCAACACAAGACGAUGCUCGCGAUUCUGUCGCAUCGGCAUGCAACUGCAGCGCUCUGGCUGGCUCGUGAAAGGCGGUGACGUAUUUAGCGAUGACGAGCCCACUUCCUCCAUCCCACAAUCUCCAGGCUCCACGUUCCUGCUCCUCCCAACCUACUGAACACAUUGCAGCCCCUCUGCUUCUUCCACCAUAAUCCAUUGCAUCUCAACCCUUUGCAACCCACCACACUCGACCCCCAAACAGCCCUCAACAUGUCUGUCCAGGAUAGAGCCCAGGCCCAGCUGUCGCAGCUCGACAAGGAGCUGUCCAAGUACCCCGCACUCAACAACUUUGAGAAGCAAACGUCGGUUCCCAAGGUCUACAUGGUCCUCGGUCUAGCCGGCCUUUACUUCUUCCUCAUCUUCUUCAACAUUGCUGGAGAAUUCCUCGUCAACAUUGCCGGAUUCAUCAUUCCCGGUUACUACUCGCUCGAGGCUCUAUUCAGCGCAAGCAAGGUUGAUGACACUCAGUGGUUGACCUACUGGGUGACCUUUGCGUUCCUGACCGUUUUCGAGAGCGCUGUAAGCGCUGUUUACUGGUUCCCCUUCUACUACACCUUCAAGUUUGUCCUGAUCCUCUGGAUGGCCCUCCCCCAGACUUCUGGUGCUCAGAUGGUCUUCCGCUCUUUCCUCCAGCCCGUCUUCUCUCGCUACUUCUCCGCAUCAGGCUCCACCGCCGCCGACCUUCGCGCCAAGGCCGACUCAGCUGGCAAGCCUCAUGCCUCGUAGAGCAGUUGCGAGCUUAACACCUCUUUGACAGCCGCACGACGACAUCAUAAUAACAAAAACGAAGUUCGGAAUACGCCCUCUGCUGUGCGGGAGACGGAAAGACCGGGCUUUUCAAAGCGUGCGGCUGUUGCGGCUUGGAAACGCUGCAUGGACGAAGGCUUACGAGUAACGGAUCAU